This is a messenger RNA of Suillus subalutaceus, 937 nucleotides long. RefSeq lists its product as uncharacterized. Lineage: Eukaryota; Fungi; Basidiomycota; Agaricomycetes; Boletales; Suillaceae. The transcript has 2 exons. The record is from RefSeq and is a predicted model, not a curated record. The coding region runs from base 177 to 872 and encodes 231 amino acids.
CCUGCUGUACGCUGUUCCGGUGCAGCACGCUCCUCCUGCGCAUCCCGUUGAAAUUUAGAUACCUCGAAUGUACCUUACAUGUUGUCCCAGAGCAUCCGAUUCCACCUCAAUGACAAUGGUCACUUGCCACUUAGCCAUUUUUUUCUCAACUCCUCUGCUCCAGCCGUCAAGAUAUCAUGGCCCCUCGUAUGGGUACCCGCGCUGCUCAACCCGGCACGUCAUCUGGGCUGGGUACCCACUUUUCCAGCCCACGGAAACUUAGAGACAAGCGGAAAACCCAGGUGCUUGUUGAAGUGCCAGGUCAGAAGGCUAAACAUAACCAGUUGCUUGCCAAGAUGGCAAGUCUACUCGCCGGUUCAGCAACUCGGAAGCCUGAAGAAACUUCACCUGUCCUGCCAGAGACGGAAACGGAUGCUGUGGUUCUCAAGGAUGAUGCUAACGAGGCUUGGGAAGAUGUCCCUGAACCUCAUGACAACUGCUCUCCCCAAUCUCCUUCACAAUCCACACCGAGUCGUCGUACCCAGCCUGAUCUUACAUCUACUCGCUUAUACGACAGCUGGAAAGCACUUAUUCCUACUCUAGUCGACAUCCAACUAGACUACACUGCACGGACAUUAGGCGCGCCUCUCGAACGAACGCCAAAGGUUCUGUCUUUGUGCAGCUCGCACACAUGUGCACAAAAACGCACAUCUCUUACCUGUCUCUUUUUCGACUACUUCAUCUCCAUUGACGCAAUGAGCUGUAGAUGCGCAAACUUAGCACAAACACUCGUUUCCCAUGGCUUAUUCCCUACUGCACCCUCCAGCCCCGAAUGGCUAUAUAUCCGUCGAGCUGCUCGCCUUCUAUCGCUCUCUUUUUCAGCGCUCAUGUGACGCUGUCAAUGCACUUGCGUCUGCACUUCACACGCACUACGUCCGACGAGGGUAUCGAAUAACAA